This is a messenger RNA of Acanthosepion pharaonis, 1050 nucleotides long. The record is from the annotation of a GenBank genome assembly. Lineage: Eukaryota; Metazoa; Mollusca; Cephalopoda; Sepiida; Sepiidae.
AUGCUAGCUGCAGACGUUAAUGGGCCAAAGGUCAGUAGGUCGAACGAUAUCUAUCUAUCUAUCUAUCUAUCUAUCUAUCUAUCUAUCUAUUUGCGGAUCUAUCUGUCCUUGAAUGGUUCUCAUCUAUUUAUUUAUCUAUAUUUAUUCCUUCAUAUCUAUCUAUGUAUCUAUUCAUCGAUCUAUAUAUCGUCAUUGUUUCAUAUCUAUCUAUUCUCGCUCCUUCAUAUCUAUCUAUCUAUCUAUAUUGGAAUGGCUCUUAUCUAUCUAUCUUCGUUCCUUUAUAUAUUUCUAUCUUUCUUUAAAUGCCAGUCAUCUAUCUAUCUAUAUAUCUUCGUUCAUUCAUAUCUAUCUGUGUCUCUCUCAGCUAUCUCUCUGUUUUUCGCGUUCCUUCCUAUCUAUCUAUCUAUCUAUCUAUCUAUCUAUCUAUCUAUCUAUAUAUCUAUCUAUCUAUCUAUCUAUCUAUCAUUUUUGGAUCUAUAUAUCUAUCUCUUCAUUCAUCUAUCUAUCUAUCUAUCUAUCUAUUUAUCUAUCAUUGAAUGGAUAUAUAUAUCUAUAUCCUAUCUUCAUUCAUUCAUUCACAUCGGCAUACCAACCUCUACUGGUUAUUUAAUACCGAAAUCUAUCUAUCUAUCUAUCUAUCUAUCUAUCUAUCUAUCUAUCUAUCUAUCUCAGUCUGUUCAUUAUCUAUCUAUCUAUCUAUCUAUCUAUCUAUCUAUCUACCUAUCUAUCUAUCUAUGUUUGAAUGACUCUCGUCUAUCUAUUUAUCUAUCCUCUCUGUUCAUUAUCUAUCUAUCUAUCUAUCUAUCUAUCUAUCUAUCUAUCUAUCUAUCUAUCUAUCUAUCUAUCUAUCCCAGUCUGUUCAUUAUCUAUCUAUCUAUCUAUCUAUCUAUCUAUCUAUCUAUCUAUCUAUGUUUGAAUGACUCUCAUCUAUCUAUUUAUCUAUCCUCGUUCCUUCGUAUCUAUCUAUCUAUCUAUCUAUCUAUCUAUCUAUCUAUCUAUCUAUCUAUCUAUCUAUCUAUCUCAGUCUGUUCAUUAUCUAUCUAUCUGUGA